Rhizophagus irregularis DAOM 181602=DAOM 197198 is the source of this 1553-nucleotide messenger RNA. The record is from RefSeq and is a predicted model, not a curated record. NCBI's taxonomy places the organism in Eukaryota, Fungi, Glomeromycota, Glomeromycetes, Glomerales, Glomeraceae.
AUGUCUCAUGAAUAUUGUCAAGAAGUACUUAACGAUUUCGAAAAAUUACUUACGACUGAAAUAGGUUAUGAUGUUAUUAUCUACGCUGGAGAAAAUGAAAAUAUGAAAGAAUUUCAUGCACAUUCGAGUAUUUUAUGUACUAGAACGCAAUAUUUUUAUACAGCGUUCUCAAAUGAAUGGGCUGAAAAAAAGGAUGAAAAAUUUAUUUUUAAGAAACCUAAUGUUUCUCCCGAAUUAUUUAAAGUUAUCCUAAGAUUUAUUUAUUGUGGAAAGAUUGAUUUAACACAAUUACAAGGUCCUAAAGUGUUAAAGCUUUUGAUUGUAGUGGAUGAACUUAAUAUUCAAUCUUUAAUCUCUUAUAUUCAAAAUUACUUGAUUAAACAUCAAGAUGAAUUUUUGCAACAAAAUCCUAUCGGAAUUCUUGAAACAGUUUAUCAACAUGAAUCAUUCACAGAUUUAUGGAAUUAUUGUCUUGAGAAAAUUUGCGAAGAACCUAAAAUAUUAUUUGAAUCUGGUAAAUUUACCAGUUUAAAGGCGCAUGUAUUAAAAUUACUUUUAGAAAGGGAUGAUUUAGGUUUGGACGAAUGUUUUAUUUGGGAUUGCUUACUGAAAUGGGGACUUGCACAAAAUCCUUCUAUUUCGCAAGACAUCACGAAAUGGAGUAAGGAAGAUAUUACAAUUAUGGAGAGAUCUCUUCAUGGACUUGUGCCUUUAAUAAGAUUUUAUCAUAUUUCACCAGAAGAUUUUCUUGAUAAAGUACACCCUUUAAGAAAAUUACUACCAAAAGAUUUAGUUAAUGAUCUGUUAACAUUUCAUAUUGCACCUAAUAGAAAACCAAAUGUUCAACCUUCUAGACAAUCAAAGUUUGAUUCAACUUUAAUCGAACGUCAACAUUUUGCUAUUUUUUCUAGUUGGAUUGAUAAGAAAGAGAAUUCACAUUAUAAUAUAAGAAAUAAUCCUUACAAAUUCAAUUUAAUUUAUCGCGCUAGUAGAGAUGGUAAUACACCUGCAGCAUUUCAUAAUAAAUGUGAUAAUAAAGGUGCAACUAUCGUUGUUGCUAAAGUUACAAAUUCAGUACAAAUAGUUGGGGGAUAUAAUCCAUUUCAAUGGGAUUCAAGUAAUCAGAAUAAGUCCACAAUUGACAGUUUUAUAUAUUUUUUUGCAGAUAGGAAGAGCAUAAUAACCGCAAAAGUAAGUUAUAGUAAUGGUGAUCAACAUUCUAUUAGAAAUUUUUCUUCACUUGGACUAGGGUUUGGUGCUGGUUGUGAUUUAUAUCAAAAUAGCGAUGGUGCUUGGCAUAGGAACGGUCCAAGGUCUUAUCCUAAAAUUGAUGGUAUGCCGGUAGGAAGAUUUAAUGUAGAAGAUUUUGAAGUUUUUCUUGUUAUUAAAAAAUAGGAUUCUUAUUGAAUGUAUUUGACGUUAGUCAUACUUAAAAUAUUUUUUUAUUAAAGAGAAGACUCAAGUACAACGUGUGCCAAAAACUGUCCUCAAAAUAAUUCAUUGAUUCAAGUUAUUCUUUACUUCCAAUACAUUAUAAAUCUGAUAAAUAAAAA